UGUGCAACCUUUUUUUUGUCAGUAGCGCAUAUAAACAACUUUAAACAUCAGCCUCACAAAAAUGCGGAAUGUGGCUAGCCUAUCGUUUAGCCUUAAAAUAAUAAAACUACCUCGCGCGAAAGUGAACUGCCAUAAGGUGUGCAAUUUUUGAUGACGUCAGCGCACAUGAAAAACGAAUCCCAGAACCCACAAAGUUUUCUCCAACACACAGGAACUGACACAAAAUUUUAUCUUUAUUAUGUACACUGUACAUAUUUAAAUAAUUAUUGUUGUUUAGGUACACGUUUGUUGAUAUUUUGGGUAUUUUGUAUUGCGUAAGAAAGAAUCAAAAUAAUUACCAUUGUUUCUCAUGGCAAAAUAAGUUCCAGUACUCGGACAAAUCGUUAGUCGAACACUAAUCCGGAACGAAUUAUAUUAGACUAGCGAAGUAUCAUUGUCUGCUUGUAGGCGAAAUGGAAAAGGGAAUAAAAAUAUUCUUAAUCACAGAAAAUAUUUUUUAAAUAAAUAAAAAGUUUUUAAAACACAAUGACAAUAACAUACAGAUUUCUAGAUGAAACAGACUUUGAAAAAGUUUCACAGUUUUAUGUAAACGAAUUUUUUCCAAGAGAGCCAAUAGGAUUUGCAUUGAAAGGAGUCAGCAAAGAUGCAGAACUGUAUGCAGAUAUUGAUAUAAGACCAAAGUUAUCACAAAAGAAUUCUGUUGGAGCUUUUAAUGAAUCUGGAGAACUGGUUGGGAUGAACAUUAUGGACUUCGAAUUAAAUGGGAAUCAAUCAUUUAAAGAAAAUGAAGAAAUACCAUUAUAUUACAGGCAAUUUUUCAAGUUGGAAGAAGCGCUCAUUGACGGCAAUUUAGAAGAAUGUAUAGGAACAAAAAACUAUGCAAACUGCCAUAUCCUGGGUAUCAGAAGUGAUUACGCUGGACUAGGAAUUGCAACUGAAUUAUGUAAAAAGAUAGAAGUCACAGACAAAGAAUGCCAAGCAGUUUAUGCAGUCGCUACCAGUUACUACUCCCAAAAGAUUAUGAAAAAAUAUGGGUUCAAAUUCAUAAAAACAAUCGCAUAUAAGGACUAUGUGGAUCCAAUAACUGGUUGUAAAAUAUACAGCAAUAUGCAAAGCCCACAUGAAUGUGUUGCAUUAGCAGUGAAAUAUCUGAACUAAAACUUUCAUAACAUCCAAGAACUAUUUUGGC
Styela clava is the source of this 1189-nucleotide messenger RNA. NCBI's taxonomy places the organism in Eukaryota, Metazoa, Chordata, Ascidiacea, Stolidobranchia, Styelidae. The record is from RefSeq and is a predicted model, not a curated record.